GCAUGGCCUAUUCCAAUACAAAAUGGUGACCUCACAAGCAUCAGAACUCUUCUCUCAGCUGACUGCAAAGUGGAAAACACUCUCCUCAGGAACCAGAGCUUUCUUUAAAGUCGGACUGCCGAUGAUCAUAAUGGUGGUUGGAGGGUCAUAUGGGCUGGAAAGAUUUUCUUCCCUACGGUACGAUGUACAGUUCAGGAAGAGAAGAAUUGACAAAGACAUAGAAGAAAAGUUUGGGUGGAAGAAAAAGGAAGAACCAGUCACUCUGGAGAAGCAGUAUGAGAAGGUUCAAGGGCAACUGGACGUGUCUGACUGGGAGAACAUCAGGGGACCACGCCCCUGGGAGGACUCCAAGGAGUUCCAGUUGAAGAUGGCCGAACAGAGACAGAGGAGAAAACAGCAGUCUGACACCACUGAUCAAUAACUCACAAGUCUAUUGUUUUAUAUUGUCUAUUCUGCACAAUUCAAUUGUCAGCAUUCUUUUGCCAGCAGCAUACCCUCUUUAUAAUCAAUUACUUAAUUACACCAUCAAUUACUUUGAAUGCAUUUAAUUUACUUUUUUCUUGGAUUUGCAGUGUUUCAAGUA
Messenger RNA from Branchiostoma floridae (Florida lancelet), 583 nucleotides. Its product is annotated as cytochrome c oxidase assembly protein COX16 homolog, mitochondrial-like. Gene Ontology annotation, biological process: mitochondrial respiratory chain complex IV assembly. The coding region runs from base 23 to 421 and encodes 132 amino acids. The record is from RefSeq and is a predicted model, not a curated record. Lineage: Eukaryota; Metazoa; Chordata; Leptocardii; Amphioxiformes; Branchiostomatidae. Gene Ontology annotation, cellular component: mitochondrial inner membrane. The transcript has 4 exons.